This is a messenger RNA of Danaus chrysippus (African queen), 1641 nucleotides long. Lineage: Eukaryota; Metazoa; Arthropoda; Insecta; Lepidoptera; Nymphalidae. The record is from the annotation of a GenBank genome assembly.
AUGAGACGACGCUGGUCUAACAACGGAGGGUUUCCGCUGCGAAUGCUCGAAGAGAGCUCCUCAGAGGUUACAUCUUCGUCGGCUCUUGGAUUACCUCCUGCUAUGGUUAUGUCUCCGGAGUCGCUCGCCUCGCCAGAGUAUGGCGGGCUCGAGCUAUGGGGUUACGACGACGGAAUAACAUACAACACAGCACAGUCGUUGCUCGGGAACACAUGCACGCUGCAACAGCAGCAGCCACCCACGCAACCCUUACCUUCCAUGCCGCUGCCGAUGCCGCCCACGACGCCCAAAUCGGAAAAUGAAUCCAUAUCAUCAGGACGCGAGGAGUUAUCACCGGCGUCUAGUGUGAACGGCUGCAGCACAGAUGGAGAAGCAAGGCGGCAGAAGAAAGGUCCUGUGCCUCGCCAACAAGAGGAGCUUUGUCUCGUGUGUGGCGACAGAGCCUCUGGUUACCAUUACAAUGCACUUACCUGUGAAGGCUGUAAAGGUUUCUUUAGGCGGAGUGUUACCAAAAACGCAGUAUACAUUUGCAAAUUUGGUCACGCGUGCGAAAUGGAUAUGUAUAUGAGGAGAAAAUGUCAAGAGUGCAGAUUAAAGAAAUGUCUAGCGGUGGGCAUGAGGCCGGAGUGUGUGGUGCCAGAGAAUCAAUGUGCGAUCAAGAGGAAAGAGAAGAAGGCGCAGAGGGAGAAGGACAAACUGCCAGUCAGCACAACGACAGUAGACGAUCACAUGCCGCCCAUAAUGCAAUGUGAUCCACCACCACCUGAAGCCGCGAGGAUUCUGGAAUGUUUGCAGCACGAAGUGGUGCCGCGGUUCCUCUCAGAGAAGCUGUUGGAGCAGAACCGACUGAAGAACAUCCCCCCACUGACCCGUAAUCAACAGUUCUUGAUUGCGAGGCUCGUCUGGUACCAGGACGGCUAUGAGCAGCCGUCGGAAGAAGACCUCAAAAGGGUGACCCAGACUUGGCAGCAAACGGAUCAAGAUGACGAAGAUUCCGAUAUGCCAUUCCGUCAGAUCACAGAAAUGACGAUCUUGACGGUUCAACUCAUCGUCGAGUUCGCUAAGGGGCUGCCUGGGUUCGCCAAGAUAUCACAACCGGAUCAAAUCACACUAUUAAAGGCUUGUUCAAGCGAGGUGAUGAUGUUGCGGGUAGCACGACGGUAUGACGCCGCGACUGACAGUGUACUGUUCGCGAACAACCAGGCGUACACCCGCGACAAUUAUCGCAAAGCCGGCAUGGCUUAUGUCAUAGAAGACCUGCUGCAUUUCUGUCGCUGUAUGUACGCCAUGUCUAUGGACAACGUACACUACGCGUUGCUUACUGCCAUUGUUAUAUUCUCAGACCGACCGGGUUUGGAGCAGCCUCAACUGGUGGAGGAGAUCCAGCGUUACUACCUCAACACACUGAGGGUGUACAUCCUGAACCAGCUGAGCGCCUCCUCGCGCUGUCCGGUCGUGUAUGGCAAGAUCCUGUCCAUCCUGUCCGAGCUCCGGACACUCGGCAUGCAGAACUCGAACAUGUGCAUCUCGCUGAAGCUGAAGAACAGGAAGCUGCCGCCAUUCCUCGAGGAGAUCUGGGACGUGGCGGACGUGUCCACAGCGCAGCCGCCGCCCAUCGUCGACAACCCCGUCGACCUCUAG